AGCCCCGAGUGCGAGGAGCCGCCGCCCCCCUGCGCAGGGCGCCAUGUUUUGGAAGUUUGACCUACACACAAGCUCGCACCUGGACACGCUGCUGGAGCGGGAGGACCUGAGCCUGCCCGAGCUGCUGGACGAGGAGGACGUGUUGCAGGAGUGCAAGGUGGUCAAUCGCAAGCUGCUGGACUUCCUGCUGCAGCCGCCUCACCUGCAGGCCAUGGUGGCCUGGGUAACCCAGGAGCCACCAGCCAGCGGUGAGGAGCGGUUGCGCUACAGGUACCCCAGUGUGGCCUGCGAGAUCCUGACCUCGGACGUGCCCCAGAUCAAUGAUGCCCUGGGCGCAGAUGAGUCCCUCUUGAACCGGCUCUAUGGCUUCCUGCAGAGCGGCAGCAGCCUCAACCCGCUGCUUGCCAGCUUCUUCAGUAAGGUCAUGGGCAUCCUCAUCAACCGCAAAACAGACCAGCUCGUGUCCUUCCUGCGGAAGAAGGAUGACUUUGUGGACCUGCUGCUGCAGCACAUCGGCACCUCAGCUAUCAUGGACCUCCUGCUGCGCCUGCUCACCUGUGUGGAGCGGCCCCAGCUGCGGCAGGACGUCGUCAACUGGCUCAAUGAGGAGAAGAUAAUCCAGCGGCUGAUUGAACAGAUCCACCCGUCAAAGGACGACAAUCAACAUUCCAAUGCAUCCCAGUCCCUGUGCGACAUCAUCCGCCUGGGCCGGGACCAGAUGACCCAAGUUCAGGACAGCCCAGAGCCCUACCAGCUGUUAGCCACUCUGGAGAGGCAGGAGACGAUCGAGCAGCUCCUGAGCAACAUGUUCGAGGGGGAGCAGAGCCAGUCUGUCAUUGUCAGUGGGAUUCAGGUGCUGCUGACCCUGCUGGAACCCAGGAGGCCAAGGUCUGAGUCUGUGGCCAUGAACAACUUCUUCAGCAGUGUAGAUGGGCAGCAGGAACUCUUGGCCCAGGGGAACCUGGAGAGCACCAUGUCCAGUGAGGGUACCCUGCAUGCCCUGCGCCCACGGCUUGGCAACUUUCAUCAGCUCCUUCUUGAACCACCCAAGCUGGAGCCACUGCUGAUGACGUGGGGCAGCCUGGCUCCACCACUGGGCAACAUGCGGCUUCACGUGGUCAAGCUCCUGGCCAGCGCCCUGAGUGCCAACGAUGUGGCCCUGACACAGGAGCUCCUGGCACUGGAUGUGCCCAACACUAUGCUGGACCUCUUCUUCCACUAUGUCUUCAACAACUUCCUGCAUGCCCAAGUGGAGGUGUGUAUUAGCACCAUGCUGAGCUCAGGGCCCCCUCCCGACAGCAUACCCGAGACACCCAUCCAGAACCCCGUCGUGAAACAUCUACUGCAGCACUGCCGCCUGGUGGAGCGUAUUCUGACAUCCUGGGAGGAGAAUGAUCACGUGCAGUCCAGGGGUGGCCCGCGGAAAGGUUACAUGGGCCACCUGACGAGAGUAGCCAACGCCCUAGUGCAGAAUGCGGAGAAGGGGCCUAAUGCCGAGCAGCUGGGGCAGCUGCUGAAGGAGCUGCCAGGUGAGCAGCAGGAGCACUGGGAGGCAUUUGUGUCUGGACCUCUUGCAGAGACCAACAAGAAGAACAUGGUGGAUCUGGUGAAUACCCACCACCUGCACUCCUCCAGCGAUGAUGAGGAUGACCGGCUCAAGGAGUUCAACUUCCCUGAGGAGGCUGUGCUGCAGCAGGCCUUCAUGGACUUCCAGAUGCAGCGCAUGACCUCUGCUUUCAUCGACCACUUUGGCUUCAAUGACGAGGAGUUUGGGGAGCAGGAAGAAAGUGUGAAUGCGCCUUUUGACAAGACAGCCAACAUCACCUUCUCCCUCAAUGCUGAUGACGAGAAUCCUAACGCCAACCUGCUCGAGAUAUGCUACAAGGACCGCAUCCAGCAGUUUGAUGAUGAUGAGGAAGAGGACGAAGAGGAGGGACCGGGCUCAGGGGAGUCAGAUGGUGAGGAUGGUGCCUGGCAGGGCAGCCAGCUGGCCAGGGGUGCCCACCUGGGCCAGCCCCCUGGUGUCCGGAGUGGAGGCAGCACCGACAGUGAGGACGAAGAGGAGGAGGAUGAGGAUGAGGAGGAUGACAAUGAGGAGGGCAACAGCCGGGCAGCCUGCAGAGCGGCUGGGCCCCCCUCCUAUUCCAGCCCCAGCCCUCAACCUCCAGGCCCCAGCUGGAUGGCCACCUUUGACCCAGUGCCUAUGGACACCACAACUAGCCCCCGAAUCUUUGGGGAGGAAGAGCUGCACUCUGGGCCCCUAGCCCCACAGGGACUCCUUGACAUGCCCCAGGACCUCCCUGCCCAGAGCCUGACCAGCUCUCUGGCUAGUGAUGCUCUGCAGCUCAGGUCUCAGGACCCCACACCCCCCUCAGCACCUCAGGAAUCCACAGAUGGCAGCAAAGUAGUGGAGCCCUCAGCCCCCUGCCAGGCCUUGGUCAGUGUUGGGGACCUCCAGGCCACCAUCCACGGGAUGCACUCCACCCCCAGCUCCUUGGACAGUGCAACCAGAGACCCCUCUACCUCUGUCCCAGCCUCUGGGGCCCACCAGCCCCCCCAGACCACAGAGUGGGAGAAGAGCCCAGAGUCCUUGGGUCUUCCCCAAAGCCAGAGUGCCCAGGCCCUUGAGCCUCCUCUGAUGCCCAAUGGCUCUGCCCCAGGAGGGCCCACAUCCCCGGGCUCCCAGUAGCUGCCUAGUCUCAGCAGCUGUGGCCAAAUCCUCCGUCCUCCCCAUGAAUCCCCAGGGUGGGGACAGAGCGGGUCCCACAAGGGCCCCCAUUACCCCUAUCACCAUAUUGUCCCUACGUUUUCUCCUCUGGACUCCCAGGAGGCUGGUGCCAAGGAGAUAGGCCCCCAUUCACCCCCAUUUGCACUGAGAAGUGGAAUUAUGGAGCUUUGCCUCCUAGAAUAAAGAUAUAGAAAGUCAAAUAAAGGGAGAGAGAGAGAUACA
Messenger RNA from Galeopterus variegatus (Sunda flying lemur), 2950 nucleotides. It is a transcript of the gene PPP6R1, whose product is annotated as protein phosphatase 6, regulatory subunit 1. The transcript has 24 exons. Bases 44 to 2689 code for a protein of 881 amino acids. The record is from RefSeq and is a predicted model, not a curated record. Gene Ontology annotation, molecular function: protein phosphatase binding; protein phosphatase regulator activity. Gene Ontology annotation, cellular component: nucleus; cytosol. Lineage: Eukaryota; Metazoa; Chordata; Mammalia; Dermoptera; Cynocephalidae.